This is a messenger RNA of Dipodomys ordii (Ord's kangaroo rat), 1533 nucleotides long. It is a transcript of the gene Cdc25c, whose product is annotated as cell division cycle 25C. The record is from RefSeq and is a predicted model, not a curated record. Gene Ontology annotation, biological process: positive regulation of G2/M transition of mitotic cell cycle; positive regulation of G2/MI transition of meiotic cell cycle; protein dephosphorylation. The coding region runs from base 119 to 991 and encodes 290 amino acids. NCBI's taxonomy places the organism in Eukaryota, Metazoa, Chordata, Mammalia, Rodentia, Heteromyidae. The transcript is spliced from 9 exons. Gene Ontology annotation, cellular component: nucleus; cytoplasm. Gene Ontology annotation, molecular function: protein tyrosine phosphatase activity.
CCUCUUUUUCCCUCAGAUUUUCCUUUUUUAUUUUUCGCUUGUAUCUUUGCUUGUGUUCAGUCCCUGCACAUUUCCUUUCCCUAAAGGCAAAUCUGACUCCAAACGAGCAUUGGAGACCAUGUCUACAGAACACUCAUCCACAAGAGAGGAGGAAAGCUCUGGCCAAGAAUCUCGUUUUAAGUCUAAACAGAGGAAGAUGUUACACCUUCUCUUGGAGAGAGACACUUCCUUCACCAUCUGUUCAGAUCUUCCCAGGUCUGCUGAUUCUGCAAACCUAAGCAUUUUGUCUGGAGGAACUCCAAAACGUUGCCUUGAUCUUUCGAAUCUUAGUGGGGAGAUGUCUGCCACUCAGCUUACCACUUCUUCAGACCUUGAUGAAACUGGUAGGGAGAAGGAAGGUCUCUUGCAUUCUUCAGGACCUCUGGAAGUACAGUUAGCUGGAAUGAAUCAUCACCAAGACCUUAUGAAAGGCAACAUAGCACAGCUUCUUUGUAGCACACCAAAUGCUUUGGAUCAUGACCUUCGAAAGAAAGAUUUGAUAUGUAGUUUAUCUACAAAUAAAGAAAACAACAAUGGAAUCUUGGAAAAUGAAAUGAAAUAUCUAGGCAGUCCCAUUACUGCAGUUUCAAAGUUGGAUAAAAAUCCAAAACUAGAAGACAACAUGAUAGAAGGGAUUUCAAGAGAAUUGACUGACUUUUCCUUGAAAGAUGAAGAAGACAUCAAGGUACAGUGCCGUUCCCUGAGAGGAGAGGACAGGGCUCUGAACCAGUAUCCUGCACUGUAUUAUCCAGAGCUGUAUAUCCUCAAAGGGGGCUACAGAGACUUCUUUCCAGAAUAUAUGGAGCUGUGUGAACCCCAGAGCUACUGCCCUAUGCAUCACCAGGACCAUCAGGCUGAGCUGCUGAGAUGUCAAAGCCAAAGCAAGGCUCAGGAAGGGGAGCGGCAACUUCGGGAGCAGAUUGCCCUCCUGGUGAAGGAUGUAAACCCCUGAUGGUGAUUUAGCCACUGGUGAUGAAGAAGUCACCAAAAGACAUUGUGGUGACCCUGAGGCCAUCAUCUCUGUAGUAACCUAGGAUUGUUUAAAAAAAAAGAUGUCCACACAACAGCAAGCUGCUGCACUAAGGAAAUCCCAGGAGUAGGGACUGGUUAGGUUUCAGGGGAGCUGAUGGCUGGUAGCUGAAUCUGAGAGCUAGCUCUGGAAGGCUGUGGCUUUGAAUUAUGUAGAGAUUUGUGUCACUUUCAGGAACUCCUGCAUUUCUCUUCCCAAUUUCUGUCUUUUCUCUAGCCAAAUAGUUUUUUUGUCUCUCUAGGCUCCUGGCUCUUUGUCCUCCCCUACUCCUUUCCCACAAAAAUGAAAAAGUAAACAUUUCAGAAUAAGAACUGUGAUUGUGGGCCCACAUCUGCUCUUAGAUCACCAACUUAGACUCCUUUAAAGGUCUGGGAAUAUUGUUCAGUUGUAAAAUGCUUGCCUACUAUCCAUCACUAUAUUUGUAGUGCUGGGUUCAAUCCCCAGCACUACAAAGAAAAAAGAAA